AUGGUGGUAUUGUGGUUAAUUGUGAUUGUCGAUGGUGAAGGUGGCGGUGAUGGUUGUGACUGUGGUGGUGGUGGUGAUGAUGGUGAUGGUUGUAGUACCGUGGAUGAUGGUGGUGAUGGUGGUUAUGGUGGUUUUGGUGAUGGUAUUGGUGAUGUGGGUGAUGGUAAUAGUGGUGAUUGUUGUGGUGAAGGGGUGAUUGUUGUUGUGAUGGUGAUGGGGCUGUUGGUGGUAAUAUGGGGUGAUGUUCGUCGCGGUGGGAUGCUGGUCGAGGUGUUGUUGGUGGUGGUUGUGAUUAUGUUUUAG
Messenger RNA from Dreissena polymorpha, 303 nucleotides. Its product is annotated as loricrin-like. The transcript is spliced from 2 exons. The record is from RefSeq and is a predicted model, not a curated record. Lineage: Eukaryota; Metazoa; Mollusca; Bivalvia; Myida; Dreissenidae. The coding region runs from base 1 to 303 and encodes 100 amino acids.